AUGGCUGGCGUGUUCAAGAAUAUGUUUGGCGGCUCUCAACCCUCAAAUCCAGCCAAAGUCGAGGAUGACUUCGCGGACUUUGUGAAGGCUCCUGAGCCGUCCCCUGUGUCCAUUGUAGCGGCUUCGUCGUCGUCGGUCCCUGCUCUCGACACCCAGGGUGCCACCGCCGUCCCCUAUACAAAAUGGUACCGAGUCUGGGAGCGGACCUCGCCCAAGGACUUCAUGCAGGAGGCAAUGGUUAUGCCACUACUCUUUCUGAUUGUCGUCUUUCAUCUCUGGGGCACACGCAAGAACAAACGGAGAGCUAGAGAAUGGGCGCAGGCGCAUGCGCCAGCUCUGCAGAACGAGUUCGCGGUCGUGGGAUUCGACGGCAUCCACAAGUCGACUGCCGGGGGUGAUGCUGCUGCGGGCGAACUCGCCUCGCCGGAGAGUAUUCUUAAGGAGAAGUCGGCCCAGGAGUUCGCGUCUUAUGCGACGGGUAGACAGAACGUUGCUUUUGUGGACAUGACCAUCAAGCUGCCCAAGCGGGCCAAUCCCAUCAUCUACUGGUCGGAUUACGCUCUCAGCUUCUUCUUCGACAGCUGGCAGGCUCCCACUGAAACCUUGGAUGCGAUCGCCUACACUUUUGAUGGCAAGGAGAAGGAUGUCGUGCCUGUUCCCGGCAAGGAUACUUCGUCGCUCAAGGUGAACAAUUCGACCUACGAUGGAUUCAUCUGGGCUGUUGUGCACAAGAACCACAUGCGCAAUUUCCGCCAGGACCGUUACGAUGCUUCCAUGACCUUUACUAAGGACAACGCGAAGCUGCCCCCCUGGGUGACUGUGAUGACAGAGAGCGCUGAGAUUACCGAAACUCUUCUCACUCCCGAGUUGAUCCAGGCCAUUGAGAAGGCCGGUGACAACUUCAAGUAUCUCAUUAUUACUGAUCAGCCUAUCGACAAGCCCACCAAGAUCGAGGAAACGACCCCCCGCAAGCGCGUUCACCUUUGUGUCACUCUUCCCUCGUCUUCUUCUGGUUACGCAGCCACUCUGCCAUUGUUCAACCAGUUCCUCCGUCUUCCGGACAAGCUUGUUGCUUCCGCUCACUUCCGUCCUGAGGUGAUGCGCAAGAUUCGCAACGUCCGUGAAGAAGAGAUCAAGAAGCUGCGCCGCGCCGAUGAGGAAGAGAAGGCGGAAGAGCGCCGGCUGGCUGUCGAGAAGAUCAAGAAGGAGGAGCGGGAGCGACUCCUUCGCGGCAUGACCGCUGAAGAGCAGCGGAAGUUCCUUGAGCGUGAGUCUCAAAAGGGACAGAGACGCUCUAUGAAGAAGUACACCAAGAGAGCAUGA
This is a messenger RNA of Aspergillus clavatus NRRL 1, 1323 nucleotides long. RefSeq names its product CCDC47 family protein. Gene Ontology annotation, molecular function: calcium ion binding. NCBI's taxonomy places the organism in Eukaryota, Fungi, Ascomycota, Eurotiomycetes, Eurotiales, Aspergillaceae. Gene Ontology annotation, cellular component: endoplasmic reticulum. Gene Ontology annotation, biological process: endoplasmic reticulum calcium ion homeostasis. The transcript has 3 exons. The record is from RefSeq and is a predicted model, not a curated record. Bases 1 to 1323 code for a protein of 440 amino acids.